AUGGGGGAGUCAGUGGAAGCACUUCCAUUUUCUGUGGCAAACAUCUUAAAGGACGAUCUAUCUAGAGGAGCGAAGAAGAAAGGCCAAUCUAACAGCAACGCCAGCAAAGCUUUGACUCUUGCUGAACGACUUGCAGGUUGGUGAAGAAUAGCUGUGGUUUAGGAGGGCGUUAAGCCAGAUUAGUGUGUAAGAAUUCUCAUAAGCUACUUACAUGCUGCUGAAAUGUUAAAGCACCUGAUGAAAUGCGAGUCAUUAUUUGAGGCCGGGAUUGUACCAGUGAUGCUAACUGCCCUUCAGUUUCGUUCAAACCAAAGAUCCAUGUUACAUUUAUUAGAAAACGUCGAUAUUGUUUUUCCAGCCUGAAAUGGAAGAAAAUUUAAGAUUUUUAGCAUCAUUUAUCUGACAUCUUAAACGUCGGCUGACCUUCCCAGAGAUGUGUUUGCAACACCCAUCUAAUUAUGAGUACUUUCUACGAAUAUAGAUUCCGAUGACUAGUAAUUGGCGAAAACGGUGAUCAAGAAACUACUUGGGGCCGUUUCAUGGAAACAAAUUUAAGUAGAUAAGUGAGCUUACGAAGAAUAAUAAAUAAUUUUUUUCGUUUGCUUUUACUGAAUAGGAAGUUCGGGUGAUACCAGAAAAAAUGAAAAUAUGGCCGCUGCCAACGGCCCCAAAUAGCGAUCAAAAAAGUUAAAACUCUCCUUCAAAUGUCUCCAUCACGCGCGUCUAAUUUAUGUUAUGUUGUGGGAGCAACGGCAUAGUGAAUCCUAUAACACUUUCAAAGAAGUUUAAACAUAAAUAUCACCGGCCGUUAUAGAUCGGCAGCAUAUACGUAAGACGUUUAUCUAGUAACUGAAUGGAGAUCUCAAACGUUUGUACAACACUGUACAUCAGUAGGCAACACUUCACUAUGGACCUAAGCACAGAGAACUUUCAUCAACCUACACUACUAUUCAUGUCUGUUUUCAAAGCGUACUUCAGUGUUUCUGAGUUAAUUGGGGUUCAGUGGUACUUCAGUGGUAUUCUUAAGAACAGGGGUGCUAAUUUUUUUAUAGAAUAUUCGAUCAAAUCAGCUGUUUAUAAUACAGGCGAAGAAGUCGGAAACCUUUCAUCGACAGAACCGAAUUAAUCCUACCGUGAAAAUAGUACCGGUCACAUUCCAGUGAAGCCAUAUCCUGUCAAAGGAUUAUUAAUUGCUCAGAGCCUUUCUGUACUGAUAACCGUCAAUCUAAGGGUACCACAUUAGAAGCCUCCUCUAUUUUGUUUAAUUGACUCACCAAUUAUCCAACGCACAGUCAUUACCGAUCCUUCAUUGAGAUAAAAACAUAAUUUGUAAUCAUCCUGCAAACGCAUUUGUCCGUGAAAUAGAGAAGGCGCCAAAUUUCUUCAAUAAGCAGAAGAUUAUUCGGAGAUAACUAAAUGUCUUAUUUAUCGCAUGCAGUUGGAUUUAAAUGAAAUAAGAACUCAGUCGUUGAAAUUUUUUGCGGCAACUUUUUUUAGUUGCAACCGACAAAAGAAAGCCAAUUACGCUUGUUGAAAAUUGUCAGUGAAUUUUGCACCAUUUCAUUCUACGUAUAACUACGGUCUGUAAUAGAUUACUAGAACUUUCUGCAUAAAAUAUUACAAUUGGUGAGGUGUUGAAUCUGUAAUCGCAGUAAAGCAAAUCAUACGUAAAGCUAUGCACUCGGCUAUGUUGCAUACGUAAAGCUAUGCACUAGCUAUGUUGUGUUUGGCGAGUAAAGUAUGUGGUUUCCUCAUGUUACUUGAAUUUUAUGAAAAGUUUCGCUGUACAGUAUAUGCAAAGAUGAUUGCUGUGUGUAGGUGGUCAGUUGUAAUGUUUAUCAUGCAUGACAGUUAUAGUCCUAUGAACAUGUACUUAAGCAAACACUGAUCAAAACGAUUUCAAAAACUGCUAAGCGCAUAGCUGACUGACUCAGUAACGUUCUAUUUCCAUGCUCAGAUGUGAUUAUGGACGCCAAGAUUAAUGCAGAAGGCGGACUAAGUCAGAAACGACGGCGGACGCGCACGACAUUCACACAAUAUCAACUGAAGACCUUGGAGAAUACAUUUUCACAUACGCACUACCCUGAUAUUGUGAUGAGGGAACAGUUAAACAUGUGCACAAGCUUGCCAGACUCAACAAUACAGGUAAUAGUUAUUUCCUUAGCCAAGACUGACUAUUUCUGAGAGCAAUUAGUUGUAUGAUUGAGUCAUUACUCGAAUAUAUGCUUUUGGUUAGCUCGCAAAAUUUCAGAUUUCUACCACUCGGCUCAGGUCACGUUUUGUUAUCCGUUUAGUAUCUUCGCUGAAUUUUUUGGGGAUGGCGAUUUGCAAAGGGUGUUCAUCUUAUUCAGGUGCAGCAACAAGUGCUAUUUAAUCCCCGCAAAACAUACAUGCUAAUGAGUAUGGUACGUAAGGGAUUGUAUACAGCCCAUGGAAUAAUUAAGCAAACACGAAGCAAAGAAAUAUUGAUCAUGUAAAAUGAAAGUGACACCCAAUCUCCUGAGAUAUUUUGAAUCAGGUCAUUGACAUGAUGAUGUGGAAAUUAUUAUGUGAAGGAAGGAAUAUCAUACAUUGUGCGCUAUUUAGGCAAGAUAACGAUCUCUUAAACUAAGCUAUUAUCCAACAUCGUCUUGCAGAUUUGGUUUAAAAACAGGAGAGCAAAGUUCAGGAAGCAAAAGACCAGCCCUGUCAUCCCUGUCAACAGAAGAAAAAACUUCAAGAACUCAGGGAUGCAAUUUUAUUUGACUCGUUCAUCAAGUUUACCGUUCACGCCAACUUUCUCGCCACAAGGAAACACCCCUUCAAACACUGGGCAAAAUAAAGACGAGAUGCCUCCCUUACCACCAAUCACAGCGAUGUUACCUACGCUGACAUCUGCUUGGAAGCUCGUUUAGAACCCAACGAAGGUGUUUUUUCACCCCCCCCCAAAAAAAAAAAUAUAUAUAUAUAUAUAUAUAUGAAUGAAUGAAUGUAGGGGUUGAGUCUACCUUGGCAUAAAGUGCUCAAUGCUGUGGUAGUAGAAUGUAUAAUUUAUAUAUAUAUACAUACAUAUAUAUUACAAUCUUUUUUUUUUUAAGAAUACACGAAAAAGUUAACGUAAAACAGCAAUGUUUGAUGAUCGAGCAAAUUCAGUGACCUUUAAAUGUCAUCAGGAUGCAUGUUCGUUUAAUUUUUUCAUAUCAUAGUGAAUACGAACAAAGUUAAUAUUUCAGUUCUUUCCAUCAUCAAGAAGUAAAUUCUCCAGUUUAAGUGUGCAAUGACCAGAAAUGUUAAUGUGUAAAUCAUCAACAGCAAAUUUACGUUUAAGAAUUUAUUUACUGUUUAAGUUCUUAGGGCUGAGAGGCUAGAAUGGUUGAUCUGAGUGAGCAGCUUAAAGAAAGCAACUUUUAUGAACUAACUGUCAAAAUACUUCGUUACUUAAAAAAGAUUAAUUAACGUUAUAAAAUUUCUACUAUUUUACGAACAGUUGCGAAUUCUUGAAAUCAUCUUAUCCCUGUAUCACCUUUCCACUCAAAGGUUAGUUUGUGCUUUCAUGUUCCUGUUUUAACUUAUUGUGAUAUUCUAAUUUUGCUAUCUUUGCUGACCUUUCGGACACCUACACUACGUCAAUAAAUAUCAAUAGAGAGCUGACUUGGACCGAUAACUUAGUAAAAGGUUUUUUUCUCGAAAUGCUAUAAAUUUACUCGCCUCCCUUCGCGUUGUUUUCAGAUCUUCGGUAGUUAUUGAGCCAUUCCGACUUUCCGUUAAACAAACUUUAAAAAUAAACUUUGUAACUUUUUUGGCUUGACACGGCAAAUAAUUUAUCAUCAAUCGCAGCCGAAAGGCAUGGAUGAACACUCCAUUUUACACCAAGCUUCAUAAUUUCCAGAUUUACUCGAAGAGCACGAAGAAGAGUUAAAAAAGAAGCAUCAUAGUUAAUCAGAACUGACAGCACCUCUUAGUUUUAUAAUUUUGCCGGUAGAGUACGCUGAGUAGCUGUCUGACCUCUUGUCUAUUUUUCAGCCACGUAAAAAUUGUGAACUCUUCGUAUUAAUCUUAUUUCUUGCUCGAAAUCUUUGUAAUUGCCUCCACGCUCCUUUGUGGUCAAUAUUAAAAUAUUUUAACAGUUUCCCAAGUAAGAGCAAACGUCAAGCAAAACUUAACUCAACGCACAAAUAAUCAAAAGCAAUAUCAGUGGGGGUGUUCGUCCCUCUCACCAUCUUUACGAUAGGUUUCACCCGUCCCUCCUCUUCGCUCGAAAACACCACCGACAGACUUUGUAGAACACUAAGAGACUUCACAGAGACCACGAUGAAAGCUAACUUAGGUUGUUAUGGCAUAUUUCAGUUCAACUUCCCAUUGCUUUGACCUUACUAAUACUAACAACUAAGGACGUCGUCGCUAAGGGAGAAACCUGACCAAAGCUCUCAGAAGCAAGAAAAUGAGCUAAAUUUCACACUGGUUAUGAUUCUCUUUCACAAAAUUAAUACAAAUAUACUUUCGUAUUUUUCUAGAGAGUAAAUAGCUAGUUUUUUGUGUACAUUGGGAAUAACAAAAUGAUCGUUCAGAUCACAGAGGGCAAGUCUACUGAGUUCCACGUUGUUUUGCUUCAUUCUGUUUCCGGUUACAAGAAGGGCUUAAUCCUAUGUGGUCUGUGUUAAAUUCAAUGAGACACAUUGCAUGGCAAUUUACGCGAUCGGCACUCAACGGAUACGCCGUUUACCAGGGUUUCUAACACUUAACUGAUUUAAAGAUAUGAUUCACCAACAGGAAAGCCUUCACCCCCGCGUUUCCAACCAACAAUUUGAAGCAGAAAUCACUCCGUGGAUUUUCACACCCUCCCCUUGGGGUAACGAAAAUGAGAUUAACGCAAUCCUUUGAAUAUUUUCAAAACCUCUAAGGCGAUAAUGAACACUUAGGGAGUGACGUUGAGCCUUUGAGCAGCUUUGACAGUAACUUUUUAUGCGAAUAAUGAAUGCGAAGCAGUAGAGCUCGAAGCUUGGGAGCUUCGAUACAACGACAUCUCAUUCCCUGUAAAGCCAGUAAUGAAAUCGCAUGAUUUUCGCCGCAUGCAAUAUGCGUUUCCUGUCUGCUAAACAUGCACGUUGAUCACAAGUUAAACAGAAUAACAUCAGCACAUUAAAAAUAAAAAUGGACAUGGGCAAAGUUGAAGUGGCCGACACGCUUCUUAACCCUAUUAACAUGUACUUAGAAAUUGGACUAAAAUAUUAACAUGGAACAAAGUGUUUUCGAGCAAGGACCUUCUAAAAUGCCCAAAAAAAUUAACUAGCACACUAAAAGUUAUGCAAUAAUCCCUCCACCGUUACGUUUUGUGUACACUAUUCCAAUUACUAUAAUUACGUUCAACGCAGGAGGUCGCUGACAAAAGGUGAGAAAACGUGACAGGAUAUUUUUUUUCUUUUUCCUUCACUGUUCCCUAAAGAAAGAACAUGGCCAAGGACAUAACAAAACGACGUAUACUGAGAAGCUUAAGUUCAAUAUGUUUACAAAACAUCCCUGUUUUUCCUAGCACUUCUCAGAAAAAAUAUUCACUCUCCAUGUUCCAUUCCCAUUAAAAGGGAUUAGAACAUAAGCUAAAUGUUUUGAAAAGCGAGUAAUGGCUUCCAAUAAGGAUUCUUUUCUACUUCAAUUAUGCACUUCUGUGGGGGACCUAAAUCGGUGCUUUUCAUUUCAGUACAAAACGUCAACAGUUCACUAAAGAAUACGUUUAUUACAAACUCAACCAGUAGAGAGGAAGGGAAGAGAGGGUUAAUUCUCAACACAGUGCAAAGCCUUUAGCAAGUAUAUAAUAUUUGUUUUCUUUGGAACACGCAGAACUUCUCAAAUGACAUUAUUUCGAAACGUAACUCAGGAAGCCUAAAUUUAAUGGAUGAAAAAUUGCAUACAAUGGUAUUCAAAACCAGUGGAUAACCGGCCCAUACAAAAGUGUGAUUUACGGAUCAGUAAUAGCUCCCGCACAAAAAGAUUGCGCUAAUUGGUUACCACUACAAUAACUACCUUUAGGUGGGGUACAGUCCGUUCUAAUUAAAUUACCAUCAAUCACGACGACAGCUCGGUACUUUCUUGUGUUACAGAAGGGAGAUUUGGAUUACUAAUCAGUUGCAUCUCUUAGAUAAGUCACAUAACAAGCAUACGACUUCUACUGUGCACAAUUUUUUCUUCAUUACAUGUCAACACUGGAGUUUUAGAAGUACUUUGCUCAAAGGUAUGACCUUUUUUACGCUCUUUUCGAAAUGGUGGUUAAAGAACUCGAUAUGCGAGCCUCACGGUCAAUAGUCCUGCUUUCCUGAGUUAUAAAAGUUUCAUCUUCCGACUUCCUGAUUUUUGUAAUGGCGCUAAAUCAAGUUAACGUAAGCUUCAUGUUUUAUACCUUCUGCGAAAGGUACGCUUGUGAGCAAGUGUUCCUAUUUUCUCUUCUGUUUUACCUCGCUUAAAGAGGCCAAAAUCCAUCUCCAGGCUCGAUAGCUUGUUUAUAUAAGCUUAUCAUAUGAAACAAUGCAAUAAUUCUUGAAUUCUGAAUGGCCGAGCCAUGGGAAUAUUACAAUGUGGCCCACUUAGUAAAUUGUAUACAAAAUAAUCGCAUUAAAAUACCGUUUAAGACCCGUUUUUCACAAUGUAGGUGCAUUUUAUAUUUAUUUGUUGGGUGAAUGCCGCAACUGGUAUUUUCAUCACUAUAGCACUAUUUUAAUGUGGAAGAAAGCGUCACUCUCUGGAUCAUACAAAAUACCUGGCGAUCAUUCAUUUAAACUUAAGACAAAUUAAGAAAGGAAAUUUCGGAUUUCUCGCUUAACACAGAAGUGGAAAUUAUCACAGCAGGCAAAAAGCCAUUUUCCCAACGUGACAUUUACCAGACAACUUAACCGAAGUAACAAAAACCCGCACGACACCUCUUGAGAUUAAAAAUCCAUGUGAUGUUCUCACAAAAGCAUUAACAUUAAUCACUAGUUCAGUCUCCUCUUGCUGUAUUUUCCAGUGCGGCUACUGAGAGGUAGGCAACGUUGACCGUACUUUAUCGUUGAUCUGAAGUAAACGUCACACGAUGGACUUAACAUCAUCAUUUUCAAUCGACAAUAUAUUAAGAAGUAAUCCAUCUUCGAGAAAUGCCAGACAGAUGUUUGAUGAACCGAAGGCACCGCAGGCUCUCACAUUAGCAGAGCGCUUGGCAGGUAUGUUACUAAUACUUUUCAGUCUAUUUUGCUUCGAUUGAAAGACCCUAGAUAAAUCAUUCAGUUGAUUUAAUGAUAAAUGCAGCAAAUCGAAAUCUUUCUACUGUAAGCUCUUUACGACCCUUGAUUCAGAGCUACUGGGUAUUCAAAUACUUAGACCAUAAACAGAGCAGCGACUCCAACUUCGACAAACUCCAACUGGCGAACGACGACCACACUUUCUGUAAACAACCGUCCUCGGCUUGUAAAGACCAUUGUUUGUGUGUUGAUCGAAACAGAAACCCAGAGACCCAGAAACAAAGACUGUUCCCCAGAAGGAUGGCCAAAUUACGUCAUUUUACACUUCUAAAUCUUUGCCUUUUCCUUCAGAGAAAGACACUGGCAUUGCAUCGUCACAUUCGAGUAGCAGUAAUCAUGAAUUGUGAAGAAGCACAUUUUCAUAAAAUUCCGAGAAGUUUCGACAAUUUCCGUUUUCCGAACAUUUCUCAUAUCGUUUAAGCUCUAAACCUGUUUAUCUUCAAAAUUUUAAAAUGUGACAUUUAACCUCUUCACAACAUGGUAUUCUUUACAAUUCAGAGGGAUUUACCUUUGGAUCUACCUUGUCAUCACUUUGCAACCAAACAUUUUCGAAAGAAAAAAUAAUUUAAGUGUUCACAUUGCAGAUAUAAUCCUAGAGGUACAUUACAGCUCUACAAGGGGAAAACACCGACGUUCCCGCACAGCUUUCACGUAUCAACAGCUUCAGCUUCUUGAAAACACAUUCACAAAGACACAUUACCCGGAUGUGGUUAUGAGGGAACAGCUCGCAACUUGGACAAAUCUUCCAGAGUCAAGGAUUCAGGUACUUUUAUUUUUUUAAUUCAAUACCUGCACGGAAUAGCAUACCCCAAGUAAAAGCGGCCUUCUGCUAUUGGAAACGACAAGACCUGAAAGCCCAUUUGUAAUUAAAUUAUGUACUCUCAACAAAUACAGGGCAAUGAGUUUUAGAAAGUGAAAGAGUACACUAGGUUUGUUGACAGAAAACCUUCUGGCGAUGGAUUUGGAAUAGUAAAAUAUUCUUGUUGAGCAACAAAAUAUUUUUAAAACCCUACUAAUGACCGAAACAUAUCAAAUGAAAAAGUAAAAUUACAAACUAGCUCGAAGGAUUAAAAACAUUUGUUUGUUGGUUUUCGUCCCCUGUGUGGCAUGCAGUUUUCGUAUGGGGAAUAGUUGGUGCUUACAUACUUGAUUUCCUUUUCGCGACUACGGGAUGUCUCGAUUUGCUAGACCAUGUUCAUUUAAUUGCCAGGUGACAGCCCUUUUUGAUGAAACUCAUUCGACAAUCAUUUAUCAUCCGGCAGGUUUGGUUUAAAAACAGACGAGCAAAGUACAGAAAGCAAGAAAAAGUAACAAAAUUCCCCAAGCCAAGCAACCAUAGCAGCACAUCUUACAAAUCAGAUAACCAUGUCAAAAUCAGCAUUCAUGAUACAACUGGGCGAACUUCUAUUCCUGUUCCUCCAAGUAUCGCCAUUGGUGGGGAGACCCCAUCGGCAGAAACAAGAGAAGUAGCGACUGCACUUGGAUCAAGAGCGAGCCCUGGACGGAAUUCAAAAGAAGCUGCUCAGGUGUUUUCCCACCAAAGACAGCCGUACACUUUUGAACAAUAUCCUGUUAGGCAGUAUGAUACUUCCUGGCAUUGUUCCAUGCCAGCCACAUACACAUCAACUCAUGAUUGCUCUCUCCAUGGUUGCCGUGGUAACGAAGUCGAUACGAGUGGAGGUCAAAAGGAAUUGAAUUCACGCUGUAUAAGGAAACCAACUUCAUCUAGUGUUGAUCUAUGGCGUUCUCAAGCAGGAUUACGAAAUGGCAUUUGCUCAGGUCCUGUCGGCUGCAGGCCGUAUUAA
Messenger RNA from Pocillopora meandrina, 9049 nucleotides. NCBI's taxonomy places the organism in Eukaryota, Metazoa, Cnidaria, Anthozoa, Scleractinia, Pocilloporidae. The record is from the annotation of a GenBank genome assembly.